GUAAUAGUAUUAUUUUUAUUAAGUUUGUGCUUAGUGAGUAUAUCUUAUGUCUAAAAACUGUAAUUCUACGAUCUCAACACAGUUACUUGCAAUGAAAUUCUUAACUAUGGUGGUUCUAUUAACACUGAUGUACACCAAUCAAACGGACAGUAUAAGUCUGAGUAAUCUGUUCUCAAAGAAUACAUCUCCUUUAAAAUGUGGAUAUAGCUCAUGCCCUAAAGACAAACCUGGACAUAUCAAUGUACACCUUAUUCCUCAUACACAUGAUGAUGUUGGUUGGCUGAAAACAGUAGAUCAAUAUUAUUAUGGUGCAAACAAUACAAUUCAACGUGCAGGUGUCCAGUACAUCUUAGACAGUGUUAUAAAAGCUUUAGCGCAUAGUCCAAAUCGUAAAUUCACGUAUGUUGAAAUGGCAUUCUUUCAUCAAUGGUGGGUAUUACAAUCGGAAGAAAUACAAAAUCUAGUUAAAGAGUUAGUUCAGUCGGGUCAAUUGCAGUUUGCUCUAGGCGGUUGGAGUAUGGCUGAUGAAGCAACAGUCUAUUACGGGGAUGCUAUUGACCAGUUGACACUUGGUCGAGAUGUACUAAAACAGUUAUUCGGCAAAUGUGGUCUCCCAUUAGUUGCUUGGCAAAUUGAUCCAUUCGGUCAUUCACGUGAUCAUUCUGAUUUACUUUUAGAAUCCGGUUAUGAUGGUGUCUACUUUCAACGUAUAGAUUAUCGUGAAAAACAAAAACGUAGAGAGAUGAAAGAAUUAGAAGUUCUAUGGGAUACUGCUGCAUUUGAUAAUAAUCUAAAUAAUGUAAGCUACGGUUUAUUUACUGGCAUGUUUUAUGAUACAUACUGCUAUCCACAACAAUUUCAGUAUGAUGAUCGUUAUAUGGCUGAUUCGAUCAUAGAUAAUCCAUAUGUUAAGGGGUAUAAUGCUGAUAGGGUGGCGAGAGAAUUCAUUGACUAUGUCCAUAUGCUAAAAGAAAAAUUUAAGACAAAUGAUAUCAUGAUAUUGAUGGGUUGUGAUUUCACCUAUGAAAAUGCUAAUAUGAAUUUUAACAAUAUGGAUAAGUUGAUUGCACAUGUGAACAAACAACAGGUGAAAAAUAGUACAGUGAAUGUAUUCUAUUCAACUCCUGCGUGUUAUACACAAGCAGUAAAUAAAGAAUUCCAUCGAUUGAGUACAAUCAACCGACGUGGUGGAGAUUUUUUUCCAUAUGCGAGUGGACAACACGCCUAUUGGACUGGCUAUUUUACAAGUCGACCAGCAUUAAAGUAUUACGUCCGUCAGGCAUCAAAUUUAUUAACAAUGUGUGAACAGAUUCAUCUGUUCGCAAAUCAUAUUCCAGAGAAAUUGACAGACACUGAAAGCCUAGAAGGUGAAAUUGAACAACUUGAUUUACUACGUCAAGCACUCGGUGUUCUACAGCAUCAUGAUGCUGUAUCUGGUACAUCGAAACAGCAUGUUGCUGAUGAUUAUGCCUGGCGACUGUAUAACGCUUCACAAUCAUGCCAAGCCCUAAUAAGUGAUUCAUAUCAAAAGUUAUUGUCAAAUCUCCAGCCAUACAUAAAACAUAAUUCUGACCCAAUAUUCUGUGAUUUAUUGAAUAUCAGUUUAUGCACUGCAACUGAAGGCAAUCGACCGUAUGUACAACAGUCCAAAGGCAAUAGUGGUAUUUUCAUCUUCCUAUACAAUCCCUUAAGUUGGCAACAGUCAAGUGAAUGGAUUCGAUUUCCAUUGUAUCUGCCACAAGACAACUUACCUUCGAAUGGUAUUCAGAUUAUAUUAAAGGAUUUAAAUGAGAUUUCAGAAGAUUUAAAUGUGCCUUAUCAAUUAAUACCAAUCGGACAACGAACAGCAAACAUUCCUGAAAGAAAAUCCAAAUCACAUGAAGCCAAUCAUGAAUUAUUAUUCAAGCCGAUGAUGCUACCACCGCUUGGAUUCGCAUUGUUUUACUUCGCCAUAAAUCCGAUACCAUCACAGACGUCAUCUGUAUUAACAUCAUCAACUAUGCCACAAAACGAUAAUUUUUCUGCUCUGAAGAGAAGUACAAUGGAUCUGAUUUACAAUGAUGGUGAUCAGUGUGUACAAGUUGUAUUAAAACAAUUAAAAAAUGAGAUUGAUGUUCAAAUCAAACUGAACAUUGAACUGAUGUAUUAUCAAGGCGAAGCAGAUCGAUCGCAACGAUCAGGUGCAUAUGUAUUUUUACCAAAAGCUGGUUCUGCAAUAAUGAAAUUUGAUUCUGUACAUGGAAAAGUGAUAGAUGGACCAUUAGUCAAAGAAGCUUAUGUGACUUUUUCUCCAUGGGCAUCUUUGAUUGUACGACUUUAUAAUAACGGUGAACUGGAAGUUGAGUGGACAAUCGGUUCAUUACCAUUGGAUAGUAUUGGUCGGGAAGUUGUCAUACGUUAUGUAAUUGAUGGCAAGGAUAUCCAGUACAGUAAAGCAGGGGAAUUCUUUACUGACUCAUCUGGCAGACGCCUGAUAAGACGUAUUCGAGAUCAAAGAACAGACUGGAAAAUACCAGCAACAUACACUGAGGCAGAGCGUAUAACUUCUAAUUAUUAUCCAGUUGUCAACAGAAUUAUGCUUAAAAAUAUUCUCAUCUCACCGACGGAUACUAAUCUUAAGUUUGGAUUGGCAGUUUAUACAGAUCGAAGUCAAGGUGGAACAAGUUUGAAGGAUGGAGAGUUAGAGUUAAUGUUACACCGCCAAACGGUUGUUGAUGAUGGAUUCGGUGUAGAAGAAGCUUUGAGAGAAAAAGGUUUAGAUAAUAAAGGUCUGAUUGUUCGAGGUGUACAUCGAAUCAAACUAGAUGAAUUAGAAUUAAUUGAAUCUGAUGAUCGGAAGCUUGCUCAAAUAAUGAGAAAACCAAUCAUCCCACUAUUCAUUCCAUCGAAUAAACAAAUCUCAGAGGGGAAUUUCAAAAGUUGGAGUGGAAUAACACAAAGACUGCCAGACCAUAUUCAUAUUCUCAGUUUAACUGCUUGGCCAUUAAACAAACCUACUAACCGCACUGAAAAUCAACUUCUUGUUCGACUUGAAAAUGUAGAUGAAAAUUCUCAACUAUCACUGAUAGAUGUAACAAAAUUGUUCACGGGAAUCAGAAUAACUGAUGCACAAGAAAUGAUAUUAACAGCUGAUCAGUCAAAGGAAGAGGCUGUUUUGCAUAGAUUACACUGGCCAACUGAACCGCCAAAAUCUAACUCGUACACGCAAAAUUAUGAAAAGAAUGCAACCAGUGUUGUUUUAAAAUUACCUCCAGGUAAAAUAAUCACAUUCAUUUUAGAUUAUAUAUAAAUGAUAAUACAAGUAGGUUUAGUCCAUUUUAAG
Trichobilharzia regenti is the source of this 3322-nucleotide messenger RNA. The record is from the annotation of a GenBank genome assembly. Lineage: Eukaryota; Metazoa; Platyhelminthes; Trematoda; Strigeidida; Schistosomatidae.